CAACAGCAAAAGCUACACCAUUUCCAGCACACAGCGGGUACCCAUCUCAGAGAGAGACGCCUCCUUGGAGGCGGUGGGUGUGAAAAGGAGGAUGUGAGAGGAUUCUCUUCUACAUCAUCAUUUAGGCAGAAGAUACUGGGAACAAGGAGCGCGAGCGAACGGAUGCUUGCAAAGUGGCAUUCAGGAGUGCGGGAGCAUCCCUUUCGUGCCCAGCGGUACCUACAAGGCUUGAGCAGCUACCGACUGACACUAAAGAAUUACCCCUUUCUUUCCUAUUUCCCGUUGUCAUUGCUUUUCCGCGUUUACAUCUUGCUCCCUGAGUUUUUCUCUCACUUUCAUUUUUUUCAGUCUUGCAUCAUCCCUCCUCUUCUCCAUCAUCCACUGUGUUUGUCCUCUUUCCCUCCACACUGGCAAAUUACUCCCCACACUGUUUGAGCUUGUAGACUCUUAGGCAUGAGAGGAUAGGACUGAAAUGGGAUUGACUCCUCAGAGUCACCUACACUUGUGCCAGCAGCCACGUCUUCUUCUCUCCACUGUCUUGAGUACGUUCUUCCCUAAACACUCAAACUAAAGAACCAGGCUAUGGCCCAGGCCCAGCACCAAUCGCAACCUAGGACUCAGUGCAAGACCUGUGGUGACACCGGCACCUGUCCCCUCUGACUUUUCUUCCUCUAUUCUUGGCCAACUGGCCCCGGUGCUCCAUGAGGAGAGAAAAUAUUACUUGGGUGAGUGAGUUCAUUCUAAUGGGUCUCUCCAGUGAUAAGCACAUCCAAGCUGGACUCUUUGUCCUCUUUGGGGUCACGUACCUGCUGACCCUGCUGGGCAAUGGACUCAUCGUCCUCCUGAUUGCACUGGACCCGCGACUCCACCUGCCCAUGUACUUCUUCCUCUGCCACCUUUCCGUGGUAGACAUCUGCUACACCUCCAGCGGGGUCCCUCAGAUGCUAGCCCACUUCCUCAUGGAGAAGAAGACCAUCUCUUUCACCCUAUGUGGGACCCAGCACUUCUUUGCUCUGGCCCUGGGAGGGACUGAGUUUCUGCUGCUGGCUGCCAUGGCCUAUGACCGCUAUGUAGCUGUGUGUGAUCCACUACGCUACACAGUGGUGAUGAGCCCAAGGCUCUGCAUGCUUCUGGCAGGUGUCUCUUGGUGUGUGGGCGUGGUGAAUUCUGCCGUGGAGACAGCAGUCACCAUGCGCCUUCCCACCUGUGGGCACAAUGUGCUCAACCACGUGGCCUGUGAGACCCUGGCACUGGUCAGGCUGGCCUGUGUGGACAUCACCCUCAACCAGGUGGUGAUCCUGGCCUCCAGUGUGGUGGUGUUGCUGGUGCCCUGCUGCCUGGUCUCUCUGUCCUACGCCCACAUUGUGGCUGCCAUCUUGAGGAUCCGCUCCACCCAGGGACGCCGCAGAGCCUUUGAGACCUGUGCCUCCCACCUGACUGUGGUCUCCAUGUCUUAUGGGAUGGCCCUCUUCACGCACAUGGAGCCCCCUUCCACAGCCUCUGCUGAGCAGGACAAGUUGGUAGUGGUCUUCUAUGCUGUGGUCACCCCCAUGCUGAAUCCUCUCAUCUACAGUCUCAGGAACAAGGAUGUGAAGGCUGCUCUGAGUCGAGUUCUGAGGAAGAGCUUUGAGUCGAAGAAUUAGGAAGCAGCUCUGUAAAGGAGCCAUCUGUGUUCGUGGUGGGCGUUGGGGUACGUAGCUCCUCGUGGUGCACAUGUAUGGGCGCACAUGGAAGGGUGUGUAUGCGCACAUGUACACAUGACAUGAGACUACCACACAUACACACUCCUUUGAGAUAAAGCAGAGCUAAGAUUUUUGCCUCUGGUAACUUCCUCAUCCCAAAGACAGUGACAGAAAAGAGAAAAGACACAGCAGAUAUACCAAUCAGAAAGGAGGGUUGCUCUAAUCAGACAUCCCCACAAUUUAUGUUAAGAUCCUUGUCGUGGCUAAAAUGUCUAAACAUGUAGAAGUCAGACAGAAAGGAGGAAGAAGUAAGUGGCAAAUUAAAAUAAUUCUCUGAGCUAAUGGAUCAAGUCGGCCCUAAGACACAAGAAUAAAUGUCGUACGACUCCCACUUGAUGCAGCCCAUCUGACUACGGUGCGGAACUCACACAGAUCAGGAGCCAAAGUCACACUCGUGAUCCCCGACAGCCCUAGUGAGUAAGCUUCGGUCGUGUGCGCAUCCCAAGGGCUUCAAUUGCCUUCUUUCUGUUUUCAGCUUGCAGGGAGGGCAAUCGGCAGGCCAGAGAGGCACCAGAUCAGGGACUCCAACGGAAGCGCUGUGUUCAAUAGGCACAUUCCCCUUACGAAAAUCCGGGAUGCAUUCAAAAGCUGUGCUUGAUUUUAAGGACACGCCACGCGUGAUCAGGGGUGAGCCACCGUGUGCAGCACGUGUGCGGGAGCAUCUUCUAACAUUUUGGGGAAUAAAGAAAAGUGGUGGUGACUGGAUGCUCACAAAUGUUUAAAACAACUCUUUGGAUGUAAAUUAGAUAUCUGUUCUCCAGGAGCUGGAGAGACAGCUCGGUGGUGAAGGACACUUCUUCUUAGAAAGAACCUAGGUCCCACGCCCAGCUCACGUAUCAGCUCACCACUAUCGGCAACUCCAGUCCCUUGGGAUCUGACACCGUCUUCCUACCUCUGCUGACACUGCACACCUAUACAGGCAAAAUGCCCAUAUGCACUUUAUUUCUUCUUAAAAGAGAAAAGAAAGCUUUUUUGUUUGGUUGGUUGGUUUGGUUUGGUUUUUGAGACAGGGUUUUUCUGUAUUGUUUUGGAGGCUGUCCUGGAACUCGCUCUGUAGACUCACAGAGAUCCGCCUGCCUCUGCCUCCCAAGUGCAGGGAUUAAAGGUGUGAUCCACCAACGCCCGAGUAAGAAAGCCAUUUUUUAUUCUGAAUAUUAGAGAUCUAAAGUCGGUUGUGUCAAUAAAACAAGCACAAACCAUAAAA
Messenger RNA from Mesocricetus auratus (golden hamster), 2946 nucleotides. Its product is annotated as olfactory receptor 2F1-like. Gene Ontology annotation, cellular component: membrane. The coding region runs from base 702 to 1643 and encodes 313 amino acids. The transcript has a single exon. Gene Ontology annotation, molecular function: G protein-coupled receptor activity; olfactory receptor activity. The record is from RefSeq and is a predicted model, not a curated record. Gene Ontology annotation, biological process: G protein-coupled receptor signaling pathway. NCBI's taxonomy places the organism in Eukaryota, Metazoa, Chordata, Mammalia, Rodentia, Cricetidae.